AUGGCUGGGCUGGAGCUGUUGGUUGGGCUGGUUGGACUUCUGCUGCUGUCGGUGCAGGGCUGGGAGCGGAUCGACGACGCCAAGCUGAUCAGUCAGUACGAGGCCGGGCGCUGGACUGAUGCUCGGGGCUUUGCUUCGGAAGGUGUCGGCUAUGAGGAUGAUUUAGAGCCAAUUCCUGAAGAUGAACUUCCUGAGGUUGAAGGUGAUGCCACCAGUAACAUGGAUGAUUUUGCUGACUUUGGAUUCCAUGGGGCAGAUGACGGUCCUGUUUCAACUAACCUGCCCAGCAGUACAGAUCAAUAUGAGGAGGAAUUUGUGGAACCCCCACCAAGGAGAUGGACCAGUAGCACCAGUUUGGGCUCUAAAGGCCUCGAUGUUGUCUGUACUGAAAAUGGUUUUCAAAUUACUCUGCAGACAGGGCAGUUAAGUGACGUUAGAGUUUUGGGCUCAGCAGACUUGUUGCCUGUCAUGGAUGCUCCAGAGUCUUGUGGUUAUGAUGUGAACUCUCUCAGGAAUACUUUGACUGUACCUUUUGGUGGAUGCCAUGUAAAACAUACCGACAGCUACGGACUGGAGUUACUGUACGCCAAUGAGUUUGGUCAGACACAAGUUGCUACAGCGAAUUGUGAAGAGAGUCUGAAGUAUGACCCUGGCAUGCGCCCUCGCUCUGACCAACCUAAGGAAAAGUGCGCAAAUCCACCCGUUCUACCAGCACAAAAUUGUGCAGUCGCUUCUGGGGAAAAGGUGUCUUGUGGCGAUCCAGGAAUCUCCUCUGCAAAUUGUGAAAAGCUUGGAUGCUGUGUGGAUUCUGUUUCAUCAGUUUGCUACUAUCCACUGGAUGAGUGCACUGGAGAUCAGUACUUUGUGUUUGCCAUUCGCCUCAACUCUGCAUCCAUCCCUGUGGACCCCACCAAGCUUGUUAUUCCUGGAUAUCCAAAUUGUAAACCAGCCAUUGUUAAUGACCAGGUUGCCAUCUUCAAGUUUAAAGUUACAGAAUGUGGAGCUCGUUCCUAUGACGUGGGUGAGACAAAGAUCUACUUGGCUGAGGUGCAAACUGUUGUCACAGCUCUGAACCUCAAGUAUGGAGUAAUUACAAGAAAUGACCCACUCAAAUUCAUGGUUGAGUGCCGCUACAGCAAAGAUGGUGACGCUCAGCAGUCACUGGCCAGUGUUGGUUACAUGGUCAAGACCCCACUGUCCACGUUGCCAUCAUCAGUCAUUGCCGCCGGCUUGUAUAGUGUUCAGUUGAGAGUUGCUACAGAUAGUACGUACUCGAGUUACUUGACCACUUACAACCAACCCUUGCGCCUGCUCCUUGGCAAACCGGUGUAUCUUGAACUGCGGCUGAAUACUCCAUUACCAAAGGCCGUAAUUCUCGUCAACUACUGUCUAGCGUACCCUUUCUCUGCAAAGAAUGCACUUGUGCUUGUUUAUGAAAGAUGUGCCAACCCAUUUGACCCCAACGUGUCCAUCCUUCAAGUCAGCGACGCUACUAAAUCACGCUACACAAAGCGCUUAAUAGUCAAUGCCUUCCAGUUCAUGGAUCAAACGACAAACAAGUACCUUGAUGAAGAAAUUUAUUUCAUGUGCUCUACAGAAGUUUGUUUUCCAUCAGAAAGGACUUGUGUAGAGCAAUGCAUUUGA
Messenger RNA from Limanda limanda (common dab), 1644 nucleotides. Its product is annotated as zona pellucida sperm-binding protein 4-like. NCBI's taxonomy places the organism in Eukaryota, Metazoa, Chordata, Actinopteri, Pleuronectiformes, Pleuronectidae. Gene Ontology annotation, biological process: prevention of polyspermy; binding of sperm to zona pellucida. The transcript has 11 exons. The record is from RefSeq and is a predicted model, not a curated record. Gene Ontology annotation, molecular function: acrosin binding; structural constituent of egg coat. Gene Ontology annotation, cellular component: egg coat. Bases 1 to 1644 code for a protein of 547 amino acids.